Closterium sp. Naga37s-1 is the source of this 4413-nucleotide messenger RNA. NCBI's taxonomy places the organism in Eukaryota, Viridiplantae, Streptophyta, Zygnematophyceae, Desmidiales, Closteriaceae. The record is from the annotation of a GenBank genome assembly.
AUGCCGCGUGAACCGCGGGAGGUCAGUCAUGUCGACGACUUUCGAAGACUGGCAGCCGAAAACGACUCGGAAGACGUCGCCAAUUCUCGCCCCGACGACUCUGGCGACGUCGCCUGCGGCGCAUCCACGGCCACGGGCGACGUCGAGGCGGGCGGCGUGCGAGUUCGCACGGUGGAUUACAACGCGAGGCGCGAGACGGACUACGUGAUCGUCGUUCACGGCACGUUCGACGCGCCGCCCGCGGACGGCGCGCGCACGUGGUACCAGCCGCCCGCGCCGGGGGAGCAGAACUUCUGCGCCAAGAUGGGCGCGCUGCUGGCGCGCGGACCCAUCGGCGCGGGGAGCGUGUGGCGGGAAAUUCCGCGCGCGACGGAUUCUCAAGGGGCAGAGUCGCAGGGAGGUGCGUCGCAGAGGGGGUCGCAGUCGCAGGGAGCUGCAUCGUCGCAGGAGGGGGGCCAGUCAUGGCAACGCAUGAUGGACGGUGACGUGCCUUACCCGUUCUUUUGGGAUGGCACCAACACGCACGAGGGACGGUUGAAGGCGGCAGAAAAGCUGGCGCGGCUGUUCGACCUGAUAGCUCGCAGGGACCCAUCAGCGCGAAUCCACGUGAUCGCUCACUCCCACGGAGGCAACGUGCUGCUUAAAGCCACUGAGCUCUACAUGAAAAGGCUGCCCACACAGUCGCUCUCCACGCUGCACCCGGCCAUCAGGAAGCGGUUCUGGGCGGCGUACAGGCGCGGAUUUGAUAUGGUCAAGGGGUGGCGCCAGGUGGAUCGACCCUCAGGGUGGCGCCGGUUCUUCCCGUCCCUUGUUGCUAUGAGAAGCAUGACAGGAAGCAAGGUAUCUAAUCGCAUCAAGGAGCAGUACCCCUGGGGCCGAUACCGCUGGCUAGACACCCUUCUCGGCCUUCCCACCAAGCGGCAGCGCCUCUUCCUCUCCCAUCGCCUCGCCACCUCCCCUCUCUCCAACGCCCUGGGCUGCCUCGUGUUCCUGGGCACUCCCUUCUAUGUCAAGAAGUGGGAAAGGAAUGGAGUGCGGUGGCUCGUGGUGAUGACCCUGGCAAGCGUGGUGCUGAUGCUGGUGGUGAUGUGGGGCUACGUCAUGCUCAUUGGCUACAUCCUGCGCAGCAUUAUCGGGCAUGAGAAACUCGCAUUCCCCUACGUCACGCCAUUCCUUGCCUCGGCUCUCAUCCUCGUGUUUGCAACCAUUAGCAUCAGCAUCGAGGUGUCCCGCAGCACUGCCUUCUACAGCGGAAACAUCUACCACUCGCCCGACUUUGAUUGGUCACAUGCCAUGUCAGCACUGGUUGUCCACGCUGGCAAGCUGGAUGAGGCAAGCAUGGCACUGAGUUCCGAGCCUAUCGCCCGAGCCUAUGUGUUCCCGCACCUGGCGAACAUGCUGAAGCUGCCCUUCUGGAAGCGCCUCCCCCAGUUCCCACCUCACGACGCCAUGCCUCUCGACUGGCUGCUCUACUUCGCAUCCUUCGGCCGCAUUCUCCUCUGGAACAUCAUCUUCAUUCUCCCCGCGCUGCUGCUCUCUCUCAUGUCUCAUGUGGUGGCGCCGCUGGUGAUAGGCGCGGUGAGGAACGUGAUUGUGGUGAUCAGCUUCGGGCUCGCGCAGAACGAGCUGAGCUUUGCUCAUGUCUUCAUGGAUGAGGUGCUCGACCUGGGGCUCUCGUCGCAGCACGUGGAGCACUGGAACGUGCAGAAACUUCUGGCGCUGGCCAAGACGCGGUCGCUGCAGGGCGAGCUGAUGGCGGGGUAUGAGGAUGACACCUGUGACAUGGGGGAGGCGGUAUUUGAGGAGGGGUUACUCACGAAGGGAUUACUUGGGGAGGGGUUACUUGGGAAGGGGGCGCCUGGAGAGGGGAAGGAGAGAACGAAGGGUGAGAGUGAAGGAAAGGGUAAGGGUGUUGAAGGGGAUGGGGAGGGGGAGGGGGAAGGGUGGAUGAACGGGCGAGCGGUGCAGCAGGGAGGGUCUGGAGUGGUUGGAGUAGGUGGGGAGGGGUUGGCAGGACAUGAGGAGGCAGAGAGUGUGGGAGCAGCACAACUAGCACCACAGCAGGCAUCUGCUGCAACAGGGGCAGUGGCUGUAGCGGGUACAGAGGUUGUAGCAGAUACAGAGGCUGUAGCAGGUACAGAGGUUGUAGCAGGUACAGAGGCUUUAGCAGGUACAGAGGCUGUAGCAGGUACAGAGGCUUUAGCAGGUACAGAGGCUGUAGCAGGUACAGAGGCUUUAGCAGGUACAGAGGCUGUAGCAGGUACAGAGGCUGUAGCAGAGGGUACUGGGGCAGGGGUGGAAAAGGACAAAGAUAGCCGCUACCGCCCGACUCUCGACCCGUGCUUGAGCAACUCUGCUGGCCAAUGGCAGCGCAGCGCGAGCCGGCUGCGUCGGCGAGUUACAUUCAAGAGCGGGAGGACGUUCGGAGGCGACACCCGGGGAGAUGAAACUCACGGAGAUGAAACCCAUGGAGAUGUAACGGGCAGAGAUGUAACUGCUGUGGCGACAUGCCACACCCCUGAUCUUCCUCUGCUGCCACUCAGCGAAAGCAAAGGGUCUUCCUCCGACCCAUACCACACUCACAACAACAACUCGCAGCCGCAAGGGGAAGGGCAGGGGGGAGGAGGGGGUAAGAACGGAGCUGAUGGCUAUGGGGGAAAGCACGUUGGUGUUGAAUUGUCAGGAGGUGGGAUGGAGAAGGCAAGAGAGAGUGAGGUGGAGGGGAAGACGCGUGGGGAGGAGCAGUUGCUCUACGAGUAUUUAUGGGAUGAUAAGGAGUUGGAUGCAGCUGCCGCUAAGUGUCUUACUUAUCAGUGUCUCGAGCCGGAAAUUAACAAGAUGUGGAAAAACCCGCGGCUUACCCCGCAGCAGUUUGUUCGGCAGAUUAAGCAGCUGUGUGUGAUGAUUGAGGACCGAUUCUCAGAGCUCACGGCAUUGAAGAGCCAUUACUGGGGCUCGCGCCAGGCGCUGACGGCGAACAGCGGUUCCGUUUCCCGUCGCGUUUUUGCGCGAUGUGGAUCGACACAGAGCGGCAAUUCUCAACGCUGGAGGUGUGAGGCGAGCACCAGCGGAAGCAUUAAACCGGAUAUUCCGGAGAAAGAGAACCAAGAACAAACCGCAGAUUUCGCUGCUUCCAACGGCUCGGCGUCCUCGAAUUCAAUCAAGCCAAAGCUGAUCGCAUACGACUACGGCUUUCAGUCCAAGUUUCUCCGCACGGGCCCCAACGUCCCUGGUAACGUCUUCAAGCUCGCGUUCGAGAAUUUCGGCCGCGAGUACGCGGCCCUUCGUAGCAACGUUCUUUACGAGGAGCUCAGCGACGUGCGAACCGACAACAUCAAGAGAGAUGGCAGGCAACUUGCCCUCGCGUACGCGGGUCGCUUCCUCGUCUCAACGCUCAAGUUCUUUGACAAGCUCCUCACGCUCUACGACGGUCUUCCCGAGAUCAAGCCCCCCCCUGCCAUGCCCGAGGAGAGUGAGGCGCUGAGGCAAAAGCUGCAGCAGCUGACGCUGAGCAACGAGGCGGUGGCUAAGCGGGAGGAGGACCGGCCCCAGGUGGAGGCGCCUGGGUGGAUCCUGCUUCCCUACAAGCUCCUGUGCUGGAUGCUUGAUGUGAUCUUUUACAACCGCCCCAUCCAACGGUUCUGGUUCCUCGAGACGGUGGCACGCAUGCCCUACUUCUCCUACAUCUCUAUGCUUCACCUCUACGAGACCCUCGGAUGGUGGAGGGUCGGAGCCGAGGUUCGGAAGGUGCAUUUUGCGGAGGAGUGGAACGAGAUGAACCACCUCAAGAUCAUGGAGUCUCUCGGCGGCGACCGGCUCUGGAUCGACCGCUUCUUUGCGCAGCACGCCGCCAUCCUCUACUAUUGGGUCCUAAACUUCAUGUUCUUAAUCUCCCCGCGCACCGCGUACAACUUCUCGGAGCUGAUCGAGGCGCAUGCGGUGGACACGUAUGGCGAGUUUGUGGAUGAGAAUGCGGAACUGCUGAAAACGUUGCCGCCGUCCCCAGCAGCUAUUGCUUACUACAACAGCGACGACCUGUACAUGUUCGAUGAAUUUCAAACGUCUCGAGUUCCUGAGUCCCGGCGGCCCAAUAUCGAGAGCCUGUACGAUGUCUUCUGUGCCAUCAGGGACGAUGAGAUGGAGCAUGUGAAGACAAUGUCUGCCUGCCAGCAGCUCGACUCUGUCGUGCGCUCGCCCAACCGCCCGGGCUACGCACCUCUGCCCUCCCCUGCUGACGUGUACUUUGAAGGCCUGGUGGCGAAAACCUCAUCCUCCACAUCAGCAUCAUCUCCUGCCAAGGCAACAUCAGCCUCUGCAGCUGCAUCUGCGUUCAGUGCAGCUGUUGGUGAAUCUAAGUUGCCCAAGGAUGUCCUUCCUCAGGCACUCAAGUCGCAAGGAGAGUCCCUGAAGUGA